Microthlaspi erraticum is the source of this 1131-nucleotide messenger RNA. Lineage: Eukaryota; Viridiplantae; Streptophyta; Magnoliopsida; Brassicales; Brassicaceae. The record is from the annotation of a GenBank genome assembly.
AUGAAGAAGAUGGAGGAGCCGUCAUCGCCGACGCAGCAAACAUGUUCCCAAAACCCGUCACUUCCCGAUGAUUUGCUGAUGAGCUGCCUCGCACGCGUGUCAAGAUUGUACUAUCCAACUCUCUCACUCGUUUCCAAGAGCUUUCGAUCUCUACUUGCUUCACCAGAGCUUUACAAGGCCCGGUCACUCUUGGGACACACCGAGAGUUGUCUCUAUGUGUACUUAGAGUCUUCUUAUGAAUACGGCUUGUACACCCUCUGCCGAAAACCUGAUCAAACCCUAACCCUAGCCAAUAAGGAGAAGAAGAAGAAGUCAAGCAAGUAUGUUUUGGUUAAAGUCCCAACUCACGACUCUCUCCGUACCGGGUUUUUUGUUUAUGUAGCGGUUGGUUCUGAUAUCUACAGCAUCGGAUCCGGAUCCAGCUACCGCCAUCCGCCGCCGUCGUGUCGCGUCGAGGUUCUUGAUUGUCGGUCUCACACGUGGCACGAAGCUCCAAGCACGCAGGUGGAUUACACGUCACUCUCUGCUAGCGUCAUUGAUCGAAAGAUAUAUGUAGCAGGAAGCCAUGGCAUUUCCUCGAAGAAGUCUUCUUCAUUCGAAGUGUUCAACACGGAAACACAAAUUUGGGAUCCCCUGCCGCCCAUUUCUUGCAGCCAGACAAAACACAGAAGCGCAUGUUUUGACGGGAAGUUUCACGUGGAGACUGACCAAGUAGUGUUUUGUUACAAUUCCAAGGAAAGUAGAUGGGACCGGGCUGAAUUACCGGUGGAUUCUGCUGUCUUUUCAAAUCCGUCUUGUUGCCAGGUAGAGAAUGUCUUGUACUAUGUUUCUCAAGGAGGAGAGAUCAUGUGGUGUGACACUAAGAUAGGCGUGUGGAGAAAGUUAAGGGGCUUCAUAAGACUGCCCAAGUUCCAUCUUUGUGUUAGAUUGGUUGGUUAUGGUGGUAAGAUGGCUGUUUUGUGGGAAGAGGCCGGAUCAAUUUCUAGUGGUGAGAAGAAGAUUUGGUGUGCAGAGAUUGCUCUUGAAAGGCGUGGGAGUUGUGAGAUUAGGGGAAAAGUUGAGUGGUCUGAUCAUGUGCUUACGGUUCCUGCGAGUUAUAGUAUUGUCAAGGUUCUUGCUCCUACUGUUUGA